AUGAAAGGAGAGAAUGACUGCAAUGGCUCAAGUAGUCAAAAUUAUCUGAGCAAGCCAUUAGACAUUGAAGAGUUCAGAAAACAUGCUCAUACAAUGGUGGACUUUAUUGCCGAUUACUACAAUAAAGUAGAGAGCUUCCCAGUUCUCAGCCAAGUCAAUCCUGGAUAUUUAAGCUCUUGGAUCCCUGAUUGCGCUCCACAAAAUCCUGAUUCUGUAGAAAACCUUCUUACUGAUGUGAAAGAGAAGAUGAUACCUGCAUUGACACACUGGCAAAGUCCCAAUUUUUAUGCAUACUUCCCUGCAGGGUUGAGCACUGCAUCAUUUCUAGGGGAGAUGUUGAGUAGUGGGUUUGCUAUUGUCAAUCUGCAUUGGAUGACAUCUCCUGCUGCCACUGAACUUGAAACCAUAGUCUGUGAUUGGCUUGGAAAAAUUGUCAACCUUCCUGAUUCUUUUCUCUCAUGUUCUGGUGGUGGUGGGGUUAUUCAAGGAUCAGCAAGUGAGGCAGUUUUGGUAUCAUUAUUAGCUGCAAGGAACAAGGCUCUAAAGAAAUUUGGUGUAGAUUCAGCUGACAAGCUUGUAGUUUAUGUAUCAGACCAGACACAUUGUUCAAUUGAAAAAGCCUGCAAAAUUGCAGGAAUAUGUGUAAAUAAUGUUAGAGUGAUAGCAACAAGUCGUUCCACAAACUAUGGGCUUUCUCCAGAAAAUGUCCGUGAUUGCAUAUUGAAAGAUAUUAGUGUUGGUUUACAUCCAACAUUUUUAUGUGCUACAAUUGGAACAACAUCAUCAACAAGUGUGGAUCCUAUACAAGGACUAUCUAAAAUAGCUCGCGAACACAACAUAUGGUUGCAUGUAGAUGGUGCUUAUGGUGGUGCUGCUUGCAUUUGCCCUGAAUAUCAACAUUAUCUUGUGGGAAUAGAUGAUGCAGACUCCUUUGUCAUGAAUCCUCAUAAAUGGCUUUUUACUAACUUUGAUUGCUCUGUACUUUGGGUAAAGGAUUCAAAAGUUUUGGUUGAAGCAUUGUCAAUGAAUCCAGAAUAUUUGAAAAACAAGGUAUCGCAAUCCAAACAAGUGAUAGAUUAUAAAGAUUGGCAAAUACCACUUGGAAGUCGAUUUAGAUCAUUAAAGUUAUGGAUGGUUUUACGUCUUUAUGGAAUUUCACAACUUCAGUCAUAUAUCAGAUAUCAAAUUUCCCUUGCUCAACAUUUUGAAAAUCUUGUAAUCAAAGAUAAAAGAUUUGAGGUUAUGGCUCCUCGUACUUUUGCAUUGGUUUGUUUUCGAAUUUUACCUACAGAAGAUGAUCGUGAUAAUGGACAUUCAUUAAAUUCACAAUUGUUGGAUGUUGUAAAUGAGAGCGGACAUAUGUAUUUAUCACAUACGGUCUUAUCAGGAAAAUAUACGUUACGCUUUUGUGUGAAUAGCGUAUUUACAAAAGUACAUCAUGUGGAUGCUGCAUGGAAACUUCUUCAAAGCACAACAUUAGUUUUACUAAAACAGAGACUUAAUUGUUACAAAUAUGUAAUAUUCUUCAUUGUGAAGGAUAAGAAUAAUCUAUUUGCGAAUGCCAUGGGAGAUAACACGAAAAUAAUUGAGCCGCUCUCCUAUGAUGAAUGGAAAGAUAAGUCGAAGGCUUGGGCUAUUCUCAAAAUGGCCAAGAUGACAGGGUAUAUGGAGAGAAUUGUAGGGAAAAACCCUACUGUUACUAUAAUUUUCAAAAAGAAUUGUAAAGAUGGAAAAAUUACCAUAGGAGGAAGAAAGGUUGAAAUUGACGAAGGGAUGAUCAUGGAAGUUACUGAUAUUCUUGUGUCUACGGCCUCCUUUGUGCAACAUUCUAUCAAAGAGAUUUUGGAUUUGGAUGACGAGUCUGAGAACUUAGAUGACAGUGAAGAUGAGGGGUCUAAUACUAAGUGGGAAGAUGAUGGUGAUAGGUUUACCUCUGCUAAGGGUUCUAGCAAGGAGAAGGACAAAGAUUUGGCUUCUAGGUCUAGAAAUAAGAAAGCUAGAAAAGGGGUUAAAGGAAAAAGAAGUAAGGUCCAGGAGGAGGACAAAUGGCUUGAAGAUGAUGAAGAGGAUGACGAGGGGAUGAAAACUGAUAGUGAUUAUGUUACCCCAUCAUCAAAGAAGAAAAACAAGCAGAGCCCUGUCAUCAUCGAAAUCAACCCAGAUAAAGGGAAUGAUUUUAUUAAUGUUUAA
Molecule: messenger RNA, 2190 nt
Organism: Cryptomeria japonica (Japanese cedar)
Lineage: Eukaryota; Viridiplantae; Streptophyta; Pinopsida; Cupressales; Cupressaceae
Product: tryptophan decarboxylase 2
Exons: 14
Coding region: 1-2190 (729 amino acids)
Biological process (GO): amino acid metabolic process
Molecular function (GO): carboxy-lyase activity; pyridoxal phosphate binding
Source: RefSeq, a predicted model, not a curated record